Molecule: messenger RNA, 828 nt
Organism: Fonsecaea erecta
Lineage: Eukaryota; Fungi; Ascomycota; Eurotiomycetes; Chaetothyriales; Herpotrichiellaceae
Exons: 2
Coding region: 1-828 (275 amino acids)
Source: RefSeq, a predicted model, not a curated record
AUGCACCUCUUCAGCCUCCUUCUGUCCAUCAUUAUCCACUCUCUCAUCCUGGUUGAUCCGGCCCUCGGCGCGAAAUCCACCGCAACGUCCUUCUGUAAAUGCAUCUGCUUCAACAACAGCACGAUCAUUGCGCUGAACCCGCCGCCUUCGACGACGAGCGCCUCAGCAGUGCAUAACCUCGCGCUUCGAUCUUCUCACGCACUGGCAGCGGACGGCAUAUCCGGCGCUACCACCGACGACGAGCCCUCAGGAGCAACGCCUUCGCGGCGCCCGCACCACAAACUCACUUGCGCCGACUGCACGCGGGCGUUUUGUCUCGACUAUAACCUGCCAAUCUGCAAGAAUGCGCGGGACGAGGAUGUCUUUACUACAUGUUUCCAGCGGGACUCCCUCAAAGACGAAACUGUUGUGGUCAUCUUCGUCUUCGCCACAGCGGGGCUGCUGGGCUGGGCCAUCGUGAAGCCUUGGAUUGAUCGACUGCGGGAGAGAAAUACUUUUGCGCCACUACUGCAGCACGACCGCGGCGGGCGGCAACCAUACGCUUCCCACGGACGGAGACCGAAUGGGCAAGGAGGCAACUCGAGAGGGGCCCCUGGCGCCCGCUUUGGGAACGGCAGCAGAAGAGGAGGAGGAGAUGAGGAUGAUAUGGGACGUGGGAGCAGCAGCCGGAGUGGAAACCGCAACGGCAAUAGCGAGGGUCCACGGAGAGGGGGAGGAGACGGCGGAUACGCUUCUACUCACCUUCCGUACGACGAGGAUGUGCACGCAGAUCAAGAUGCGAUGGACAUCGUCUCAAGCAUGCCGUCAGGGCCCAGCUCUCGCCCCUGA